Messenger RNA from Rubroshorea leprosula, 1844 nucleotides. NCBI's taxonomy places the organism in Eukaryota, Viridiplantae, Streptophyta, Magnoliopsida, Malvales, Dipterocarpaceae. The record is from the annotation of a GenBank genome assembly.
AGGUAUUGGCAUUGGUGCUGUUUUGAUGCAAGAGCAGCGACCUAUUGCGUUUUUCAGUGAAAAAUUGACUGGUGCAGCACUUAACUAUCCUACUUAUGACAAAGAGAUGUAUGCAUUGGUAAGAACUUUAGAGACAUGGCAGCAUUAUUUUUGGCCUAAGGAGUUCAUGAUACAUACUGAUCAUGAGUCGUUGAAGCACCUGAAGGGACAAGGUAAGUUGAAUAGACGACAUGCUAAGUGGGUGGAAUUCCUUGAGACGUUUCCCUAUGUGAUCAAGUAUAAGCAAGCAAAGGAAAACAUUGUGGCUGAUGCAUUAUCUCGUAGGUACACACUUAUCUCUACCCUAAGUGCAAAGUUAUUAGGUUUUGAGCACAUUAAAGAAUUAUAUGCUAAUGAUCCAGAUUUUGCUAAUGUGUUUAAUGCAUGUGUGAAGAUUGCUUUUGAUAAGUUUUAUAAGCAUGAAGGGUACUUGUUUAGAGAAAAUCGAUUAUGUGUGCCUAACUGUUCCUUAAGAGAAUUGUUAGUAAGGGAAUCUCAUGCAAGAGGCUUAAUGGGACAUUUUGGAGUUAGGAAAACUUUAGAUAUUCUGAAUGAUCACUUCUUUUGGCCACACAUGAAACGUGAUGUUGAAAGGAUCUGUGAAAGGUGCAUACAUGUAAACAAGCAAAAUCUAGAGUUUUACCACAUGGUUUGUAUUCCUUUACCCACACCUACUGAACCUUCGGUUGAUGUAUCUAUGGAUUUUGUUUUGGGCUUACCAAGGUCAAAAAGAGGCCACGAUUCUAUUUUUGUUGUUGUUGACAGGUUCUCGAAGAUGGCACACUUCAUUCCAUGUCAUAAAACUGACGAUGCAACCAAUAUUGCAGAUUUAUUCUUCAAGGACGUUGUUCGUUUACAUGGCAUUCCAAGGACUAUCGUUUCUGAUCGUAAUGCCAAGUUCUUGAGUUAUUUUUGGAAGACAUUGUGGGGAAAGCUGGGAACUAAGCUACUGUUUUUGACUACUUGUCAUCCACAAACUGAUGGACAAACAGAAGUGGUUAAUAGGACGUUGUCAACCUUAUUGCGUUCUAUUAUUCAGAAGAACUUGAAGAACUGGGAAGAGUGUUUGCCACACGUUGAAUUUGCUUAUAAUCGGAGUGUCCAUUCAGCAACUAACUGUUCACCAUUUGAAGUUGUGUAUGGUUUUAAUCCACUCACUCCUUUAGAUUUAUUGCCUUUACCUAUUGACAGACAAGCUAGUUUGGAUGGGAAAAAGAAAGCUGAAGUGGUUAAGCAACUGCAUGAGAGAGUGCAACAAAACAUAGAGCGACGAACUCAGCAAUAUGCAAAACAAGCCAACAAAGGACGCAAGAAAGUUGUACUUGAACCUGGAGAUUGGGUUUGGGUGCAUAUAUGCAAGGAGCAAUUCCCUGCACAAAGACGUUCUAAGCUGCAACCAAGAGGCGAUGGACAAUUUCAAGUGAUUGCAAGGAUUAAUGACAACACAUACAAGUUGGAGCUUCCUGGUGAGUAUAAUGUUAGUGCUACUUUUAAUGUUUCUGAUCUUUUUUCUUUUGAUGUAGGUGACGAUUUGAGGACAAAUCCUUUUGAGGAGAGAGGGAAUGAUGGGAAUCAAGAUGACAGCAUAUCUACUACGUCAUGUGAUCCAUUACACACCCAAGGAGGACCAGUCACGCAAGCUAGAGCUAAGAAGAUGUGUGAAGCUUUAAAUGGCCUUAUUGAGCAGAUCUGGGUUGAAAACAACAUCAAACAAGCAAAUCGAAGCUUGGAUGAUUAUCAAGGCAUGGUAAACAUCAAUCAGGUUCAAGAGAAGCUUAGUUGAGGUCAUUUGCACGGAAUUACAC